This is a messenger RNA of Nematolebias whitei (Rio pearlfish), 1987 nucleotides long. RefSeq names its product histone acetyltransferase KAT7. Lineage: Eukaryota; Metazoa; Chordata; Actinopteri; Cyprinodontiformes; Rivulidae. The record is from RefSeq and is a predicted model, not a curated record. Gene Ontology annotation, molecular function: histone acetyltransferase activity. Bases 141 to 1676 code for a protein of 511 amino acids. Gene Ontology annotation, biological process: regulation of DNA-templated transcription. The transcript has 13 exons.
GAUGGAGGAAGUAUCGAGAAAUUAGUCCGCGUCUUUCAGUUGUGUUGUUAUAUGGUCCCCUCGGGUGAUUUGUUUUGGUUACAAAACAUAUGUAACCAUAAAUAAAUUGUUCCCCAAAGUACAGGAUCGUAUUCUUUAAAAUGCCACGGAGAAAGAGGACUGCAGGCAGCAGCUCGGACGGGACAGAGGACUCUGAUUUUUCUGCUGACCUGGAACACGCCGAAGCUGCCGAGAACCUGCACAGACGCAGCAGUGCACGCCUCACUCGUUCGUCCCUGCGCCUCAACCACAGCUCGCAAGAAAACUGCAGCUCUCCUGCUGCUGGGGGUCCUGAUGAAGGCCUGGAUUCACCUGCAGAGUCCACUCCUGCAGUGGCAGCGUCAGUCUUCUCCUCCGGGCGCAGGGUCACUCGCAGCCAGCAGGGGGCGACAAACACCUCAGCGAAAAAGUACCCCCUGCGGCAGAGCAGGUCGUCCGGCUCAGACACCGAGAACAACGGUGAGGCUGCAGGCAAAGUUACGACGCGCGACAAACAGGCCGAGGAGCGGGCGCUGUCGCACCGGCAGGAUGAAAACAGGCACUCUACAAGAAACCAGGCCCCUACAGAUCGUCAGCAGCGCUACAAGGAGAAGGUGAGCGAGCUGAGGAGGAAGAGGAACUCUGGUCUCAAUAAGGAGCAGAAGGAAAAGUGUGUGGAACAUCGUGAAAGCCACGGGACGAGCCGGGAGCCUCUGCUGGAGAACAUCACCAGCGACUACGACCUCGAGCUGUUCAGGAAAGCGCAGGCACGUGCCUCGGAUGACCUUGAGAAGCUUCGCCUGUCCGGCCAGGUGUCGGAGGGCAGCAACAUGAUAAAGACCAUCGUGUUUGGGCGUUUUGAGCUGGACACCUGGUACCACUCUCCGUACCCCGAGGAGUACGCCCGCCUGGGGAGACUCUACAUGUGCGAGUUCUGCCUCAAGUACAUAAAGAGUCAGACCAUUCUGCGCAGACACAUGGCCAAGUGUGUGUGGAAGCACCCCCCAGGGGAUGAGAUCUACAGGAAGGGAAACAUCUCAGUCUUUGAGGUGGAUGGAAAGAAGAACAAGAUUUAUUGUCAGAAUCUGUGUCUGCUUGCAAAACUCUUCCUGGACCACAAGACGUUGUAUUAUGACGUAGAGCCGUUCCUCUUCUACGUCAUGACCGAAGCUGACAACACAGGAUGCCACCUGGUCGGAUACUUCUCCAAGGAGAAGAACUCGUUCUUGAACUACAACGUGUCCUGCAUCCUCACCAUGCCACAGUACAUGAGGCAGGGCUACGGCAAGAUGCUCAUCGACUUCAGUUACCUGCUGUCCAAGGUGGAGGAGAAGGUGGGUUCUCCUGAGCGACCCCUGUCUGAUUUAGGACUAAUCAGCUACAGAAGUUACUGGAAAGAUGUUCUGCUGCGCUACCUGAAUAAUUUCCAGGGCAAGGAGAUCUCCAUCAAAGAGAUCAGCCAGGAGACGGCGGUAAACCCAGUAGAUAUUGUCAGCACACUGCAGUCCCUACAGAUGCUCAAAUACUGGAAAGGAAAGCACUUGGUUCUAAAGAGACAGGACCUUAUUGACGACUGGAAAGCCAAGGAGACCAAACGUGGUAAUGGAAAGACCAUCGACCCCACAGCCUUAAAAUGGACCCCUCCUAAAGGGACAUAGAGGAGCUUCCUGCACACCCCCAAAACACACAUGCACAGACCUUCCUCCGUACACUGGCAUUGACCCUGAGUCCAAACCUUCUCAGCUGCAGCAAUGUUACUGACAAGCAUAAUUAACUGUUUUAUAUCUUUUUGGGUUCAAACAGUCACUGAGUUCACUCAAAACAGAUAAACACAAUUUAAUCUCACCCACAUGGCGCCUGUGUUGGAUGUAAUACUUUGUUUGGUCUUUGAUAGAUAGGAGUAUAAAACCAAAAAUGAAUAGUUAAUUCAUGUAAAGGAAGUUAAUGCUACAGCUGAGUGUUUAAAUAG